Messenger RNA from Bursaphelenchus xylophilus (pine wood nematode), 1707 nucleotides. Lineage: Eukaryota; Metazoa; Nematoda; Chromadorea; Rhabditida; Aphelenchoididae. The record is from the annotation of a GenBank genome assembly.
AUGGAUAACAUCGAAAUAAAAGACACUACUCGUUUGGAGAGAGUUGGAGCUCAUUCUCACAUCGUUGGACUGGGACUUGACAGCAAAUUACAACCACUGGACAUUGGAGAUGGUAUGGUUGGUCAAGCGGCGGCCCGGAAGGCAGCGGGUGUAAUUGUUAACAUGGUGAAGGUACGGGUUUUGUUAAUUUGUUGUAAUGUUUUAGAAUCUCUUGCAAAACGAUGAACUUUUAGGAGAGCCAAAUCGCUGGAAGAGCGCUGUUAAUCACUGGCCCACCUGGUUCUGGAAAGACAGCUUUAGCCAUGGCAAUUUCCAAGGCGAUUGGGGAAGACACUCCAUUUGUUUGGCUUUCUGCAAGUGAAAUAUUUUCUGUAGAUGUCAGCAAAACCGAAGCCUUAAUGCAAGCAUUUAGAAAGGCAACUGGUGUAAGGGUUAAGGAGGAAACGGAGGUGGGUAUUGCCUUUAUUCAGCAUUACUCGGAAUUUUAGGUCUUGGAAGGAGAGGUUGUGUUGGUUGAGAUCGAUCGUCAGAAUCCGAAUAGUUCCGCAAAGACAGGCCGCAUUGCCUUGAAGACAAAUGAUAUGGAAGCCGUGUAUGAAUUGGGAGCAAAACUUAUUGACGUCAUUUUCAAGGAAAGGAUUUCAAGUGGCGAUGUUAUCCAGAUUCAGAGAGCAGCUGGUAAGGAAUACGGUUUUAAGCUUUUUUAUUCCUUAUUCAGGGAAGAUCAUAAAGUUGGGAAGGUCUAUAAGUCGACAAAAGGACUUUGACGCAGUGGGGUCCAACGUUAAAUUUGUGAAUGUACCAUCAGGGGAGAUUCAGAAGAGGUCAGAGAUGGUACAGACCAUCUCAUUACACGAUAUCGAUGUUAUUAACAGCAGAACCCAUGGUUAUUUGGCUGUGUUUUCCGGGGAUACCGGCGAAAUUAAAGCUGAAGUCAGAAAUCAGAUUAACAAGAAGGUAAAGCAUCAAAUUUAAACCUAACCAUUAUUUUAGGUUAGUGAAUGGAGAGAAGAGAAAAAGGCGUCGAUUGUGCCUGGUGUCUUGUUCAUCGACGAAGUCCACCUCCUUGAUCUCGAAUGUUUCUCCUUUCUGAACCGAGUAAUUGAAAGUGAUCUUUCCCCUCUUCUUGUUAUCGCCACCAACAGAGGUCAUGUUCCCAUAAGAGGGACUCAAUUGGUGUCUCCACACGGAAUCCCAGCGGAUUUACUCGACAGAUGUCUCAUAAUUAGGACGUUCCCAUACGGAGAAGAGGUAGGCCCGACUGCUUGUAAAUUAUAUGGCUUUAGGAUAUCAAGAAGAUCAUCGACAUCAGAGCCCAGGAAGAGAAUGUUCAACUCUCGGCUGAUGCCCUGUCGAUUCUUGUUAAAACAGCCGUCAGCUCGUCGUUGAGAUAUUCCAUGCAAUUGAUCUCUACUUCUGAUAUUGUUAGACUAAGAAGAAAAGGAGAUAAAGUAUGUGGUUUCGAAUAUACAGGGUGAUCCAAAAGGACGGAGACAGAAGUUCUGAAGGGUCCCACCUCGAAACUAGGCGUUAGAGAAACAAGCGACAGCGCAUAAUAUUUUAUAACACCCCCGCUCCUUUGAGUACCCUGUAAAAAGUAAUCGUACGCAUUUACAGGUCGAGAUCUCAGACAUCAAGAAGGUGUACAAUCUUUUUCUUGAUCUACCUCGUGCUUCGAAACUAGCCAAAGAAGAAUCCACCCAAUGA